Molecule: messenger RNA, 750 nt
Organism: Ilex paraguariensis (yerba mate)
Lineage: Eukaryota; Viridiplantae; Streptophyta; Magnoliopsida; Aquifoliales; Aquifoliaceae
Source: the annotation of a GenBank genome assembly
AAGGAAGGGACUCGCACCGAAACCAUAUCAAGAAGAAUUACAGAGAAAGCGAGGCGGUCGAGAUCCGGCGAACUUCGUCGGGUUUCGUUCAUUCCAUUUGGAGCUUCCACAAGAUCUGUUCCGUUCAUCUGUGCUGGGGUCUUCUAAUCGGACAGUGGUGUCAUGAAAAUGAAGGGCUCUUGCUCUUUUGUUGCGUCCGCACUCGUCGCAUCUACAGUGGCUCUCACCUCUUCCUCGGCUCAUCCUGACGUCUCUUUCAAUCCCUGCUCCAAUAUGGGCUCAUCUUCUUCUUCGGGGAAGGGUGGCGCUACCACUUGUCAAGUGAUGUCGUCCGAUAGGGAGAAAUUCGCCCCAAGAUUUGAUGGCUUGAGGUUCAUCGAGACUUUGGUGACGGCACACAGGUGACCCAGAGACGAGAGCCGUCUGUCUCUUUCGCCUAAUCGUAUUGCAUGGACGGUUGUGAAAGGCAGCGUUAAUUGUUGACUAUAGCAUUAUUUGUAAAGAUUCGAAAAACAGCAUUAACUAUAGGCCUGUAGUCCCAUUUAAUUAUUAUUGUUCUGCUCUGCUCUGAUAUUUGAUUUGUGAUUGAUGGGAGGGUCAUUUUCGUCGGUUUCCCUUGUGUUUUUUUAUGUUGUUGUUCCACUUCCAACUCCUCAUUCAUUUGUCUUUGUACCGGAAAUUUAGGGCUUGUUUGAAAUCAUCUUAUAUGGUGUUACUGAAGGAUAUGAGCUGUUUGAAUGUGUACCCUGC